CCGAAGGCCUCGGUCAUGUGACGAGGGCAAGGAGCUGUACGCGGAAGUGCGUUCCCUUGUUGGAUGGGGGCAGAGGGGAUGGCCGCUGUAACGGUGGGCCCUAGGGUACCUCCUGCAGCCGCUGGGCCAGGAAUGGGGCCGGGACCGGCGGAGGGCGCCGACGCUCUCUUCGUAGCCUUGAGCGCCGGCUUCACGACCUUGAGCCACCCUCUGCUCUAUGUCAAGCUGCUGGUGCAGGUGCGGUCACAUCCGAAAGCCGGUUCCGGGUGGGCAGUCUCUGUGGGCCUCUGACGGAGCUGGCAGCCCCAAGAAUUUGCGGGUUGCGAAGCAGGGCCCGAAAAUUAAUUAGAGUUAUUGGUAUUUGCUGUUUAUCUUGGGAUGUGCCUCCCAGCAUCCCUGGGCAAGUAGGUGUAGCCUUCGUCUUAAUUAUUGGGGCUGCCCCUAAUUAGGGCUCAGUUUCCGGGUUUUGUGGUAGGUGUGACCCCUUGCAACAGGUGGAGGAGGGUCAGUUCCUAUAAAUCAGGCUAAUCUCCUUUUUGCAAUUUAACUAGAUAUUGUAAAGAACGUUGCUGUUCCGCUUGCUGUAUAAAAUGGCACUGUCACAACUAAAAAUGGUGUGUCUGUGAGAAUGAUUUGGACAGUUUAUCCUUCACCAUAAGGGUUCAGAGUGGGUUAGAACAAUGCAAAAAGACAAUACUAAAAUUAGCUAUGAGGUACCGGGCCUGUAAAUCUUUUAAUUCAGUAAAGGGUUGGUGUUGGUGAAACUGAGUAAGAACUGAGAACAAAUGGGAAAAUGUACCAUCUAUAUAGGAUGUAAACUUAUGAUUGAAGAACACUGGUAUGGGGGAUUCUUCCAAGAAGCAGAUGUUGCCUGAUUGGUAUCUCUUUUAAAGGUUGGGCAUGAACCUCUUCCUCCAACUGUUGGGAGAAACUUGUUGGGAAGAAAAGUACUUUACCUACCUGGCUUUUUUACAUAUGGUGAGCAUACUUUAAUAAAAAUCCAAGGAAAGUUUGACAGUACAAUGGUACCUCGGGUUACAAACACUGGGUUACAGACUCUGCUAACCCAGAAGUAGUACCUCAGGUUAAGAACUUUGGCCAAGGAUGAGAACAGAAAUCGUAUGCCGGGGCACAGCGGCAGCAGGAGGCUCCAUUAGCUGAAGUGGUACCUCAGGUUAAGAACAGUUUCAGGUUAAGAACGGACCUCCAGAAUGAAUUUUCUUAACCCGAGGUACCACUGUAGUUAAAUAAGGAUAAUACAAAACUUAGAAAUGAUAAGUCAACAGUAGUAUAGUGCUGUGAUAAAUCAGUUCUUUUUUAAAAAAAAGUCUUUUCUGUGAACAAAGUUGUUUUUUUAUGAGAAUAUAGAUGCUGCAGGAGGAAUACUGCUUAGAUCAUCUUGAUUUGCAAUGAUCACAGACAAAGACAAAAAAGUGAUAGCUAAAAUUGUAUGGUGCACUAGGUUUUCAUAGUUUAAACUGGGAGUACUCUCCAGUAGACCUUAUCUUCUGAGUAGGCAUGUGCUGAAUUGCAUUAUUGCCUUUUAAAUCUUGUAGGCAGUGGCCCAAUUGCAUGUAAUGCUAAGUCAUACUGUAUCUAAGCAUGAAUGCAUGAAUAUGAAGGUACUUGCAGUAAAAAAAAGCUGCUGCUGCUGCUCUACUUAACAUGAAACCAUGGUUUGGCACUACUACAGCUGAACCCAGGCACAUAGCUAGUCUCACUCCAGACAAACCAUGAGCCUGGUUUCAGAUAUAAUGCUAAGCCAAACCAUGUCUUCAUUUUGAGUAACUCAGCAGCAGUACUGGGGGAGGAACAAAGUGGCUGUAAUUUUUACAGUGAGUACCCACACGCUUAGCCAUGGUUUGGCUUAGUAUUGCAUGCAAACCAGGCUAACACUCUUUAUCUCAUUUAUAUUGCUAGUCAUUUUGUAACAGGAAAAAAGUAUUGUCUAUGCCGUAGAUUGUAUGGAAUCAUUGUUGGUCCUUAUUGACUUAGAAAGGGUUGCAUUUGCUGCAAAAAGUGCAGUUUGGUGUGAAUAAUAUCUACUUAUAUGAAUAAUGCUAAUAAUAAUAUAAUAACAACAACAACAAUAAUAUUUCUUAUACCCCACCCAUCUGACUCGGUUGCUCCAGCCACUCUGUCACUUCCAACAAAAUUACAGGAAAAAACAACAGCAACAUCCCUAGUGUUAGGCCAGAAAACCCUUUUUAGUUGAUCGUACUUUUUUGAUUUUGGGACAUCCAUUUAGAUGGAUGAGGAUUUCAUCCUUUUUGUAAAUUACUUUGAGGGUUUGUUUGUUUUGCAAUCAAGCAGUGUAUACAUUUUAUAAAGCUAUCAAAUUAUAAAAUAAAUCAUUUCGUUAUAACAGAUAUUAGCUGUGAAAGUGUUACUAUGCGUAGUGGUAUGAUUGUUGAGGGUUUAGUUUGCUACUUUCACCCAUACCACUUAUGUGCUUCUCUUAGAGAAAUGUUUGGCACCUAUUAAAAAAAUAUUCAUUAGCAAACAGUUUUGCAUAAAACAGAAUUUUAAAAGACAGACACAUUUAUAGCAUGUAGAGAGGCAAAAUGUGUAUACAUCACUGCAUGGAUCUAUAAUACUCCUUGCUUUCUACGUAUAUAAUGGUAUAGAGCAAUCAUACUGUGAUGUAGAAGCUGGGGUUUUUUUUGCUAAUGAAGCUUUUUAAAUGCAUUUCUUUGUGAUUGUUUUAUUGUGUGAAGCAUGACAGUCAACUGAAGAGCUAGUAUAUCAGCUGUUUAAUGAAGAUCACUUUGUAUAUUUGCUUUUACAGAAACAUUUUCUCUCUUUUGAAAAAAAAAUACAGUUAGGAAAAAAUACUGCUUUACAGCAACGUGAGGGUUGGAAAAGUGGAAUUAGUCUUAUAUUUCCACUGUAGCAAACAACCACGGCAUUAUACUAUACUAGAAGCACAUUUGUGUUUUUCCUCUCUGUCUUACCAUCCGAUGCUUGUAAUAAUUUAGGCUCUAUGCAAUUCCUUUCAAAACGUUUUGCAGAUUAUAACCUGAACCCUUUGGGGUGGAAGGAGGCAACACAGCUAAGCACGAGUUAAAGGAAUCUUCACACUCUGACCUAGCCAGUAAAAUCCAGUGUAACUCUUUAAGGUAGGCAGACCACAGCUGAAAGAUUUAGUUGACAAUGUCAGGGUUCUCCUCAUUUUACAAUGGGAUCAUCAGUAUCAGUGGAUAGUCUAAUGCCCUGAGACGUGUUAUUCCAAAUAGACGUUUAGUCAGCUGCAAGUUGGAGCUUCUGAAGACUGACAACGAUGAUGAUGUGACACCACAAUCGUUUAUUUCCUAGCCAGACACAUUGUGGAAGUGGAUGGGAAAAGAGGCCUUUUCCGUGGCCUUGCUCCUCGAAUUCUCUCUAGCACUUUAUCCACCAUAAGCAGAGGGAGAGUAAAGAAGGUAAGGUUCAAGUUUGCUCUCUGCACUCAGUGUACUGAAGGCUAGUUGUGAAUGACUUUUUUUUUUAAAGAAAGUCAGGUCAGCAUUUCAUUAUAACUCAGGUGUCAGCUGACACCACUGUGGAGUGAGAAGGAAUGAGCUUCAAGAGCAACUACCACUGCCACUGCUCUGGUUGUGGCAAACAGCCCCUUUCCUUCAACCAGAGGCAGUAAAUCCUUUGCAAGAUCCUGAGUUGCUGAGCUGAAAGAGCAGCAGCAGCUGCUGGCCUUAUGCUGAACGGAGGCCCUCCGAGCAUGUCUUUUAACUUUCCCCCUUUUUCAUUCUGUGAACAAUUUCCUGAAUCCUCAGCAUUUAUUUUUUUUAUUACGGUCCUACACUGAUGGCCCUCUUGGACCAUAUUUUAAAUUAAUUGAUUAUUAAGUCACCAUCAGGCUGCUUUAGGAAUGUCUUGAGUGCCUUCAGCCUCCCUAAAAUAAUGAUGUGCUGAUCCUCUCUUAGUGACCUUUUAUUUCCUGUGAAAGCCUGUUAGUCUGACACUUCUUGGCCUGCUCGGUCUUUGACAGUGGGGCUGUUGAUUUCACUUUUCUAAUCGUCAGUGACAGCUCCUCAUUAAGGAUGGGAGGAGUGCUGCUCUGUCUCCUGCCAAGAUGAGUUGGCUGCCUUCCACUCCGUCCCCUCCUGCUGUGCACAGGAAAGCUCCGAAAGCUCAACACUGCCUGAUUCAGCUCUAUGGUUCGGGAGCCUGCGCCGGCUGCCACUCCCUCCCGUCUGUGCAUUGCUUGGAAGCGGGAAGAGAGGCUCAUUCAUGCUCCUUCAGCGCUUUCGAGUCUGGGCCUCCUCAUGCUGAUUCUCUUCCUGCUAAUGAUGCUUUAGACACAGGGUGAUGAGCAGGAGGCAAGUGCAUGCUUCCAAGCUGGGCAUUUUCAAAGUGGAGAGCAACUUCCUUCUCCAUUUCUGUGAGGCAGAGAAAGUUGUGUGUGCGCGCACACACACACUCCCGACAGGGCUCCCUUGCAGCAAGAGCAUAGGGAGAAGGGAAGGAAGUUGGGGAAGGGCCAUAGCUUGAUGAUAGAGCACGUGGUUCGCAUGCAAAAGGUCAGAGGUUCAACUCUGGGCAUUUUCAGGUAGGACUGGAAAAGCACUGGACAGCUGUGGCCAAUCCAUGUAGACACUUAUCUAGGUUGGCUAAUGAACUGACAUGGUUCCUACUUCCUUAAGGAGGAAGGAGGAAGCAAAGAUGGGAGUGUAGCUCACUGGGCAAGUCACUAUCUUUCAACCUAAUCUGUGUAACAUGGUGAUCCCCCCCUCAUGUAUGGUCCUCUGAGCUCCUCUCCCAUUCCCCCCCAGCUAUAUUUAUUAGAAAUGGGGAAUAGGGAGCCUUGGGAACACCCCUAAGAGCAGAUGCAUCAAGUGCCAUUGCUCUUCAUAGCCAAGUCUCUGAAGGGAGGUGAGCUUCAUAAUGUCUGUCCAGGAUUUAACUUCCUUCCGCAAGGCCUGUAAGACAGAACUAUUCCGCCUGGCUUUCAAUUUGAACUUAGCCUGAUCUUUUAUUCCCCUUCCUUCCCUCCCUCUCCCCUUUUUAUGAAGAUUAUCCACUCUGGGAUCCCACAGCUAAUUCUUCCCUGGUCUCCUCACUGGCCCAAAUAGGACUAAUUUAGCCAACUAGCCCUGGUGAUCAUCUAAUGUUUAUUGGAUGGAUUUUCCCCCAAAUUGAUUUUUGAAUUCUGAAUUUAUUGUUAUUCACAUUUUAAUACUGUAUUUUAUGCUGUUUUUUGUUGCAUCAAUUAAGUGUUUUAAAUUUGUUGUUAGCCACCCUGAGCCCGGUUUUCUGAACCGGGAAGGGCGGGGUAUAAAAAAAAUUAUUAUUAUUAUUAUUUAUUAUUAUUUUGUCUUUUAGGCCUUUCCUUUGGAGGAUAUAGAACAUGUUUCUAACAAGGAUGAUGUGAAAACGUCCCUCCUGAAAGUGGCAAAAGAGGUGGGAUCCAUUAUCAAGCAAUCUUUCUUUACUUAAUCUUUUACCUAGUGUUGGGGAAAAAGCAACACUGUUUUGCAACUUGGCAUUCUCAUAAAUCUAGGAAAGUUAACAUGGUUCAUUUCUCCCCAACUUCCUGUAAGGCUAAACCUAGUUUGGAAAACUGCCUGGGGCUAACACUGUGAGAAGAUUGGAAAGGUUGAAAAUGCAAAUAUGGGGUCAGCCUGAUUUCUUAAGAUUUUGGCUCUUCUGCCACCCAAGAAAUUAAAAAUCAAAAUGAAUGGAUUUAAUCUCACUAAAUAAUUGCAGAACAAUUUCUGUGAGCACAAUGGAAUUUCACUACCACCACCCCCAAAUCUUCAGAGGAUAGAGAGAACCUGCAGAGGACAUUCGGCAGAUGAGUGGGGAGAGGGAAGGGAAGUUCCAUUGCCAUUGUAGAAUUUUCUUCUGCACUUGCACAACCGAGUGUUGCACAAUACACUCAUGGAAGGGACUUCCCUUCCUCCCCUUGUGCAACCUGAAAUCUGCUCCAGAGGGUCCCCCAAUGCUUUGGAAGAGCUUUUGAGAUGGAGGGGUUGCAGAGGGGAGAAGGGAGAAGUUCUGUUGUUCAAGUAGGAGCCUGCUGUACAGGUUCUGUGGCAGCAUUAGAUACCAUCAAAUGAUUUUUGAAAAAUGGCAUAAUGAGAAUAUAAAAGACCUGAAAGUGGUCUUCCAACAUAUAUAAUGUUGUGAAGCUUGAAAAGUUUUGAAGAAAGCAGAAAUUUGCCUUCAGACAUGGGUAUACCUCUGAGGUCAAAUUGUUUGUGUUACUGAAGCUUCACAAUCUCUCCUCUCUGAAUUAUCUCAUAUACAGUUACAUCAGAAUAAAGAUAUGUGGGAGGCAGGUCAUGGCUUGAGGUAAUGAGACUCUGGGAAUUGCUGCCUUCUGUGUAGUCUCCCCCCCCCCAUUUGUUUUUCAAAACACAAAGCUGAAACACUUAAACGCAAUCGGUUUCCCAACAUAGUCCUAAUGACAGUGUGAUCAGUUGCAGCCAUGCCAUUUCUCAGAAGGUGGUUCAUACUGCACUCUGCUUGACCUUCUUCCUCAGACCUCCCAUGAGAUGAUGAUGCAGUGCGUAUCCCGGGUUAUCUCUCACCCGCUGCAUGGUGAGUUGUGUGGUCUGCUGCCUUCCGAUCUCUUUCUAACCUUGAGGGUUGUUGGGUUUUUGUUUUGUUUUUUACAAUCGAGUGGUAUAAAAAUUUUGAUAAAAAGAAAAACUAGCUUUUAGUUUGUGUCUUGAAGCAAUUGUUUUAAACAAAAUUGGAAAAGAUAUUCCUAGCCAUGGCAGGAGCCUGAUCUUGAGUCAGACUCAUUUGAGAUGUUCUUACUUACUAAAGAAAACAUUUCUCUCCUCCCCUUUCAGGUGUUAAAACCUAUAGAGAAGGAAGUUUGCUGUCACUAAUGAUUGCUGAAGUAAAUUUGAUUCUGCAUAGAAAUACAGGAGACUGAGACUUGUUCCAUUUCAUGACAUUUUGGUCCUACAGCUUACAUAAUAAUAGGUGCAUGUGCUGAAGUGUAAGAGGGAUAUUCACUCUCCAACUGAAGAAAAUAUUUCAUACAUCUAACAGGGUGGAUUCUGAUGCAGGGAUGAAUAACCUGUGGCCCUCCAGACAUUGAUGAACUACAGUUCCAAUCACUCACAGCCAGCAAGGACCAGUGAUCAGGGAUCCUGGGUUCUUGUGUGGCAGCAUCAGGUGGGCCACAGGUUCCCCAUAAUCAGUGAAAUCUUACGCAACUUACUAAUGUUUAAGGAGCCACAAGGCGCUCCUGGGGUUUUUGCUGCUAGGGAGGUAUGCAUUUAUAUCUCUGUUAAGCAUCAUGAACUAAGAACUAUGAAUGAUAGAAUGCUGCAUUUUUGUGCCUCAUGUGCUGCUUGAUAGAUCCUGAUGAAGUGAUGAAAUGGUUUGCAACUGCAGUUGCUUAAAUGCCUUUGUUUCCCUGCAGUAAUUUCAAUGCGCUGUAUGGUCCAGUUCGUAGGACGGGAAGUGAAGUACAGGUAAGAUUGUUCUGCCCUUUGAGAGUUGAACCUGAGAAUAAUAGUCUUGGAUAAACUAUUUGCUCAAUGUGAACCAAGCAGCACCAGCAUGAACAGCUCCCCGUUCUUCCUCUUACUCCACUGUGUCUUUGACGCUACAUAUACAUUGUCCCACUAGAAUUUUAUGUGUUUCAGUAUCUUCUGUUUCAGACAAAAAGGAGGUGAAACACCAAUAUAGUUUCAUAAUGGUCUCCUUGUACAGAAAUUUAAGAUAGUGCAACUAUUCAGUCACAAUUUUAAGUAUUUAUUUGCUUUCUAUAAAAACAUGCAUAUGAUGCUUUGGGGGACAUACUCCACCUAAGAAAGCUCACAAUAUUGUAAAAACGCAAUAAAUACAGCACUCUAAACCAAUCACAACUAGCAAAGGCUGCAGCCUUAAUAGUUAUUAAAAAGACCAUUUAAAACAGUUACAGAGACUAACCAAAGAGUGCUAUAGUAUGUACCAAUUCUGAAAAUAAAUUAAAAAUUGCAAAGGGCAGCUUGUAAAUGAUGGCUUUUAAGGCUUCAUUUAAAAAUCUGCAGCGCGGAGGCCAUGCACACUUCUUAGGAGAGAGAGUUCCACCUGAAUAGAGAUAGCUUGGUUGCCAGCUACCCAUCUCCCGGUAACCUCAUGCUUAGCUUACUGCAAUGCAGCAUAUACACAGCAGCUUUCAAAAAUAAUCCAGAAACUGCAGUUGGUCCGAAGUAGGACUACAAGAUUCCUUGAUUCUUUCUUCAGCGACUCCACUGAAGAAUAUGUCUACACUAAGCAAAGUGAAGUGGGGGGCUACUAAGGAGAGAGGGCCUUCUGUGUGGUGGCACCCCAGUUGUAGAAUGCCCAUCUGAGAGAGGCUGGCUCGGUGCCUCCUUAGGGUCCUUUUGUCCCCAGGUCAGGAUUUUUUUAAAAAAAUUCACAGGCCUAUUAGGUAUCUGUGAGUAGGAGUAUUCUGAAUUGCACUUAUGUGCUAUUAAUAUGCUUUGAUUCAUCCCUGCUGGACAUUUUUAUGCUGCAAACUGUUAUUUUAUUAUGGUGAUGGGAAGCUUUUUCGAGAGAGAGACCGGGGGCGGAGGGGAGAGAUGCAUUCUGAAGAGAGGGUAUUUGGUUGGAGGCUGUGUGAGUGGGACUGAAGGUGGCUGUGGGCAGGGCCAGAGCCUUCCCUCCCCGCAACCCCCUUUCUCACUUCCUUUUCCUCCCUGGCAAAGGACAGAUUACUCCUGGCCAGAGUUAUGAACUGCUGCUUGCUGGGGGUUUUGAAAUUAGGCCAAGGGCUGCUGGUUGUCCACCCCUGUGCUAGAAUCAUAAUGCUAAUUUAGGUGUUGGUUUGUUCCAAGGAGAGGAAGACGAUUCUUCUUUCCCCUGCUUGAAGCAUGCCAGUAGCAGCUGCAUAAAUGCGCUGCUGACUGCAGAGGCGUGUGAGAGUUGCUUCCCCGAGUCUUAACCAUUUCCUUUCUCAACAGGGGCGUGUUCAGCUCCAUUGGGACAAUUUGGAAGGAAGAAGGGCUGCUGGGAUUCUUUGUGUACGUGAGUCUGUCUGAAUUCCUAGCAAACCUUACUCAAUCUGAAACUUUUGUUUUUGAUCAGUUGCCACACCCUGCGCCAGCUCUUAUUCCAAACAGUCAUCUGCCAGCAGAACGGCAGGUUGCUGUUCCCACUCCUUAGGAUUCAGUUCUGCACUCAACAUUUUUCUAUCAGACAGUACAUAGGAUGCUGCUCCAAAUAGGAUACUCCUUUGGAAUUCUAAAACUCUGCAGGUACAUAGAGAUAAAUUUCGGCCCAUCAUGACCAGGCAGUAGUGUCUCCUGCGCGUCACAUAAAAGUGAUGAAAGCAAAUGACUUGGGGCUUCAUAGGCAGCACCUCAGCCUUGGAGCUCCUCCCUGCGUUAUGUCAGAGCCUAAGGCACUUUUUGGAAGGAGUCCCAGACUUACUACUUAAGCAACAAUAAUUACUAGGAAUGGCUCGGUCAAAACAGCAAUAAGGAGAUCAACAAAUCUUAUUCUAUCUGUGAUUACUUUUUAAUCAGCACUGAGGUUUCUAAAAUGCAUCUGUGCUGUAGAAUGCCAUGUAGAAUGAGUUAGUGAUUUCCUUUUGAAUUAACAGAACUUGAGGAUUGGAAUCUCUGUAUCAGGGUAGGGGUUAACCACAUUUUCUGGUCACUCUUGAUGAGAUUUUUGUCUAAAUUGCAUCUCUGUUUUUUAAAGGCAACGGUUCUGUUUUAAAUAGCCACAAAACUCUUGUAGUUUAACUCAAGUCUUUGUUAUCCAAUUUUCCUUCUUGGUUUUUCAGCGGUUUAGUUCCUCAUAUCCUAGGCGAUGUCAUCUUUUUAUGGUGUUGCAACCUUCUGGCUCACUUGAUCAACACCUACGCAGUGGAUGACAACGUGAGUGGUGGGGUUUCUCAUCCUGUUGAGUUGCUUGUUGGUUUAGUGCAACAGUGGAUCUCUGGGUGAUUUGCCCUGAAUCAGCGCGCGCGCACACACACACACACACCUGACUUGUGAAAAAGAAUGCUUGGGAGAAAACCAGGAGUGGAUUUUUGUAUGGAAGGACUUCUAAACUUGGUUUUGAUACUAUCCUUGAAUUUCUGGACUUUUUAGUGUAUGUCCACCUGACUGAGCUACUAUUUUGUACCUGGCAUUCAUGGUUUAACCCACCCCUGCUUUAGGGACUACUAGUUAAUACUGAUAUCACAGAAACAUAUGGGUCGGAAGAACUUAGCAGACUUGCUUAUAGCUGAAAUAAAACAUGCUAUGUUUUGAUAGCAAAAGUGUGAAGAGAGAGAGAGAAGCAGGAAAUUUUCAGUGACUUAUUCGGACCUAGGUUGAAGCCUUGAUUUGCAGAAUGUUCUAAACUGAAGGGAGAGGGGAGUCAUCUGUUAGUGAGGCCUCUCUCUGUUUCCACAGCUCAAAUUGAGCAUGGUUUUAAGUAGCUGACAAAUCUCAGCAGAGAACAUGAACCUCCCCCCACCCAGCAAUACUGUGCUGCUCGUCUGUAAACUUUACAAGCUCGAGCCGUCACCAUAUAGCAGCCAGGAAGUGCCUAUGCCACAUUCUAGCCAACUUUUUCUGUUCAGUGCACAUGGCUUCUCUUAAGCAUCAUUGAUUCCCCAUACUCAGUUUUUGCCUCGUUUGCAGCAUGCUAAUUUGGGCUAAGAAAAUAUCAAAACUCACAGACUUGAUUGCUGUGAGCUGCUUGUUAAUACGGCUCAUGAAGUCUUUUCCCCUUUGGGGGACAUGGGAUCAAAUAUUAAGACAGGUGGAGUUUAACUAUGGAAAAGUUAUUUCCAUUGAAGAGCAAGCUGAAUUGCUUAUACUUAGGUAACAACUCAGCAGUCUGUGUGGAGUUGAGUUUACAAUGUCUUCAGUUCAGUGCAGCUAUGGGGGACCUUUGGCCCUCGACCUGUUGCUGAACUACAAUUUCCAUCAGCCCCAGCAAGCAUGGUCAGUGACCAGGGUCGGUGAAACUUGUAGUUCACUGACAUCUGGAGGACCAAGCGUUCCCCACACCUGGUUUAGUAGGUGCCUCUUGUCAGUUUAAAGCUGUUGCUGCCUGCGUUAGCUCAGAUCUGGUUUAGAUUGUAUCUAGAACUAUGCCAGUCUCUCUGCAUAUUCCAUGCAGCCUUAUUGAUAACUGGUGAUCUGCUUGUAUUCGCUCAGUGUGUGUGAUGGUCUGAGCCUGAAGAAACCUCUGAUCUCUCUUUGUUUCAGUUCAGCCAAGCCUCUGUGAUACGAAGCUACACCAAGUUUGUGAUGGGGGUAUGUAAGCGAUUGUGCCUGUUGGGGGAAUUGGUCGACAUAUGACUUGUUCUCCUUCUCUCUUCCACUGUUCUAGGGAAAUCCGUGCACACCCAUGUAUGACUUUGUAUAAGUAAUGACUCCCAGCAACUGGGAACUUCAGAUCUCAGGGUUUGAACGGUUGAUUUAUGAUCCUGACUUAAAGCAAUAACUGGCUGCCUUUUUGGCAAAUGUGCCUCAAAUGUGGUCCAAAGUAUGAAACAGUGCCGCUACAGGCAUUAUUGCACACUGUAGUAGCUGUAACCCAUCCCAGGCCUCUGCUCCUCGCCUCUUCUCAUAGCCUUGCAGAGGGAGGCAGGCUGUGUAGACUUGGCUCACUCCCAUAUACAGUCAUACCUCGUGUUGUGUUCCGCUCAUGUUAUGGACUUUCAGCUUACGAAUGCAGCAAACCCGGAAGUGUUUACUUCCGGGUUCACCACCCACGCAUGUGCAGAAGCGAUCAGCACGCUUCAUGCACGCUCAGAAACGCUCGAUCGCGCCACGCACACGUGCAGAAGAGGUGCUCUAGUUGCGGACUUUUCAGGGUGUGGACGGCACCCUGAAAUGGAUUAAGUCCACAACUAGAGGUGCCACUGUACUGGCUCCCACAGCCACUGCCUCUUGCUCCACCAACGAUGGUGCUUAUGUCACAGAUUGGCCACUUUAAAAAAUCUGCUCUGCUUGAGUCGAGGUGAGUUAGAUGAAAGACCCAAGUCUCCUACCUGUAAGUCCUAUGAAACUGCAACUGGCGAGUGGCCAAAGAAUUGCUGGUCAACCCAGAUUCUCCUUGGGCUCGAGAAACUGCCAUGCUGCCAAACCAGACUCGAAUAAACCCACAAUUAAUAAAGUGCAAGAUGUGGGUGGGGAAAUCAGCUGUCAUCAUAACUUAUCCUUAAUGCAUAUGGAUCUCUUUCCACGUGUAAUUUUUAACAGGCAUGUGCAGCUCUGUUGUUAAGCAUCUUUCAGCUGCAGUUCUUCCUGCCAGUUGAUGUAUAUCUGGGGCCUGUUAUGCUGCUUUUCUACAUAACUGACAGUUAAGCUGCCUCGGGUGAAAAAGUUUCUCUCUCUGCACACUCAAAAUAUGCUGGUCCUGUCUUGUUGCAUGAGGCUUCUUGCUCAUUGUUUUUUGGGGGGAGAGGUGGGGGACAGUGUCUCGCUCUGCCGUAUGGAAGGGAAUGCCUUAGAUAUGUCUUUGUUUCAGAUUGCUGUGAGCAUGCUGACGUACCCCUUUCUUCUUGUGGGAGAUCUCAUGGCGGUGAACAAUUGUGGGUAUGUGAUUUCCCUCUCCCCACCCCCACCCCCAACCAGCGUCAUUAAUGAAAACUUAAUAAGUUGGCAGAACUACUUAAUCUAGUCAUAUUUUCCUAUACUGAACAGCUUAGCCUGGACAUAUGCACACACAGCAUGAAAAACCACGCCCUCGCAUCCCUGCACGCACCUAAAAAAGUGAUUUGGGACAGACAGACUUCAGGCCGAUGUGUUUGGAGAUGAUGCGCACUGAAGGAAAAAGGAGGAAGAGAAGACCUUGGCUGUGUGUAUAUGUGGAAAUAGCCCACAUUUAUUUUUGCUAGCCAGCCAGCAUUUUUAGGUCAAUAAACAUGAAGUGAACAGCCUCUGUGUCUCUCUCAGGUUUGUGAAUGUUCAUGGUCAUUGAAGGAGAUGGAGUUAAGUCGGUGGUUUUUUGUAAAGUUUCUGCAGCUUGUAGAACAAUGAGAGGGUUUGGUUUUCUGUUGUAUAUUGCCCCCUUUCUAGAGCAGGGACUGUAACUGAAUAAAUGAGAGCAUCUGGAGGCAGUAAUGAUUUUGGUUCCUGUUUACACCGUGAUUGCUUGCUUCUCUCGCCCUCAGUUUGUUCUCUUCCUUGACUUCUUUCUUUGCUGUAUAGGUUACUUGCUGGCCUCCCUCCACGCACCCCUGUGUUUUCUUCUUGGAUUCAGUGCUGGAGACACCUCAGUGCUCAGGUGGGCAGCCGUGUUUACUCUGAGAUGAGUUUAGCCAGAGAAAGUAAAGCUUUGGUUCAUGAGCAGUUCCUCAGUACAGAUGGAUGGCAGAAGCAUGCAUCCUUUCUUGUCCUGAACAGAAGUGGGUGAUUCUUAACUUUUUGCAAAUCUGCCUUUGCAAAUUUAGCCACAGAAGAAGCAAAAUGUCACCCCCCAUCUCCCCUGCCGUUUUCACUCUUUAGUGUUUUCAUAAUCUUUAAAAUCUUGUUCAGACUAACAUCAGUAAGGAUAAUCUUCCCAGUAAAGUCUAUUCCUGUGAGAUUUGGUGUUUGUCCUUUUACACCACAGUAAUAUUAUGCAGGGUUUCCCUAGACGUGUAUAAAAUACAGUGGCACCUUGGUUCUCAAACUUAAUCUGUUCCAGGAGUCUGUUCGACCCCCGGAACCAAGGCAUGGCUUCCGAUUGGCUGCAGGAGCUUCCUGCACUCAUUCGGAAACUGCGUCAGACGUUCAGCUUCUGGAAAACAUUCACAAACUUUGCGGCGUUCGGGAGCCGAUUUGUUCGAUGACUAAGCCGUUCAGGAACCAAGGUACCACUGUAAGAGGGAAAAAUGAAUGCAUAUGGGGGAUUACUAUUAGUAUUUUGCUCCUGGUUUACUGUUGCUGCAUCCAGCACCCUUAUUUACUAUACUUUUUUUAAAAAAUGACAUCUCUUUUAAAUGUUGGUUUCCAACACUUCUCCUGUUUUCUUCUCCCUAGGGGCAGCUCUUCAGAGGCUCCAGCCUACUUUUUCGUAGAGCAUCUGCACCAGCAUAUCUUAUUGAUUAAUAUCAUCUGGGAGAAAGAGGUCAACCUAGACUCUUGUAGAAGAAACCUUCAAUGCUUGCUUUGACAUUUCCCUUUUAAUUUUGAAGUCAAAGGUGAAAGAGCAAGAGCAUCUUCUCCCCAGCAAAUUGGACUGGCUUCCUAACUGCACCAUGUUGACUUACGUUGCCAGCUGAUCUUGCCAGUCAGGGUAGGGCAGGAGCACUUUUCAGUGCCAGCCAAGCCUAAAGUCCAAAGGGACAGCCUUACUGGAGAACGGUUAUAGCUUCUGAAGGCUUGGCAUGCACAUGGAUCUCUGGAGUCAGGGACAAAAUGAGAAGUUUGUUUACAUCAUUCUUUGCACUGCCUAAACCAGCCGAGACUUCAGUUGGUUGCAGUCUCUCCUCGGUGCCAUCGCUAGACAAGUAGAAUAGAAUAGCCAUUAUUGCGUUAGUCUGUGGACCAGCAAAACAUUAGACAAAUUGGAGAAGCUAAGCUUAGCUCUGUCAGCUUUGGCCUCUGCCUCAUUGGCUAGCCUACAUGCUAAAAUCCCAAUUGGUUUUAGAAUAUUUUUCAUACUUAGGAUUCAGGAGAGCCACAGAAAACGUACCGUAAGUGGCAGUAUAUUCAUUUCCUAACAAUGACAUGCAUAGAGCUGAAUCUUGAUUUAACAUAGCAUCUCUCAGGUCUUCCACCACCCAGAUUUUUCAUGGGGUUCUCUUAAGUUGGCACAUAAGAGUAAUCAAUUUUAUCUGGGUGUUGAACACUAAGAGGGAAGAUACACUUCCUAAGGGAACAUAACUACAAGCACCUUAAGACUGAGCUGAGUGUUGCGCACUAAUGAGAUGUUUAAGCCAGAAUUGGUAUAGCUAGUGCUAUUUUUCUAGAAAAAGAGGUGCUGGAACUCACCAUGAAUGCCUCCCUUGUUCUCUCAGAAUGGCAACCUCACCCGCCUGAUUGGUGCUGGAACUGAGUUCCUGCAAGUUACGGCUGAAAAAAGCCCUAGCACAGGUAGCGCUAAUAGUGUCCACAGGGCCACAUGUGGAUACCACAUGUGUACACUAGGGCUCUUCUGCCACUCAUGAAGCCAGGGGACCUUCUGGGGUGGGAUUCAGUGGCACACAAGGGGAUGCAGCUGGGGGGUGAAUCAUGGCCAAACUGAGAUAGCAUGUAAGCAAAGAAAGGAAAUGUUUUCUCUGCUGACCUGUAUGUGAAUAAGCUUGUCAGACUUGCCGUUCUAGACCUAUUUCCCCAGUUCAGCAGUGCUCCCCACUGUCAGAUGAUGCUGGGCAAGAACGUCUGCCGUGUUAAGGACUUGUAGCUUUGUUGUGUAGAACAGAACGGUUUUUGCACAUUGGUUGUCAUAGCUAAAGCUGCCUUCUGAUCAUGUGAAUUUGGGCCAUGAUUAGUUUUUCUAAUUUCUGCUUUAGAAGUUCAUGUGAGUUGGCUCUGGUUGACAUGAAGACUUUCAUUAUUAGAUCAGUUCCACAGUCAAGGGGGAGUCGUGUGGCUACUUCGCCACAAGCAUGGCUGACAGUUCAGUCCACAGCUGACUGCUUCCCCCACUUUUGCAUCUUUGCAGUAGCAUGGCAAACAUUGGGAAAUUAUCUUCCUGGCAAAGCAUCUACUUUACCAAUAAUUUUGAGACUUCUCUGCUAAACUCAUAUUCUCACCACACUUUAGUUCUGUGAAUUGGUGCUGAGCUUGAGACAAAGGCCAAGCCAACUCUUGUCAAUUAAUGUGGUUGUCCACAUUGGUUGCUUUGUGGUUGCUUUGGUUCUGCAACUUUUAAACUACUUGAUCUUGUAUGCCACAACAGUAUAUAAGAAAGGUCAGUUUAUUUGUGAAUUGCACUAAAGUAGUGUUUCAUUUCAGCAAGGAUGUGGUUGUAGCACGCUGGCUCAACUUAAGUUCAACUAUUAGCGUUUGUCUUCAGGAAACUAAGUGAUGAGGGAGUGAAAAUCCAGCAUUGGGAUUCUAAAGGCUACUAACUCCUUGUCCAGUAAAAGUGUUAGAGGCAUUCCUUCGUUUGUGAUCAGAGCUUAUUUAUACACACAAAAAAUGGCUUUAUUCCCGUCCAGUGCUGCUGUACAUAGGCUUUCCCCGUUCUAUUUGCUGUGUUGUUAGUUCUUUGUUGUAUGUGCAUGAGUGGUGUAUGUGUUACUAAGUAAUUCCAAAUGCAUCUGUGCUGGCUUCUGCAGUGCCUGGGGAUUCUUUCUGGGUCAGAAGGAAGGGCAUUAAUUUUGUAAUGUCAUACAGUGAAAAAUGAUAUGGAUGUCUUGUGAUUUCCCCCCUCUAAAUCCUUGGGGAGCCCAGGAAGAGCCUAGUCUUGCUUCUUGCAUCCAAGGAACUGCAACAAUUCCUCAGAGAAGAAAUAGGGUCAUUUGUUUUCCAGAUAGGUGUCCCAAAUCUUUUACUUUCCAAACAUUGUCAUUUGAACAGAUACUUGUCUUGAUGCUUUGGAGAUCUUGUCCUGUAUAGCAUAUUUGUACAUGUAUUAUUAGUACAUGUGGGAGGCUCUUGUGGUAUCUAAAAUAUCUGCUACCUUAUCCCUUGGACCUAACCCGUCACUUUAAUGCUUUUACCUUUACCAUAAAACUGCAUGAUAUUGUUUUUAUAACUGUUCAUUGAAUUCACUUUGAAAUAAAACUGUGGAAAAUGACAUCCCU
This is a messenger RNA of Podarcis lilfordi (Lilford's wall lizard), 16630 nucleotides long. The record is from the annotation of a GenBank genome assembly. Lineage: Eukaryota; Metazoa; Chordata; Lepidosauria; Squamata; Lacertidae.